GUUGCGGUCAGUCACAAAUGUCAAACCUGUAAAACCUACUUAAAUCAGAUAUCAGAAUAAAUUGCCGCAAAAACAAAAGAAUUUGGUAAAAAUUCCAAUUUCACCAAGACAAAAUUAUUAUUAGUAUCAACAAAAAUGGAACUGCUGCGUUGGGGCAUUGUAUCAGCUGGAAAAAUAAGCCAUGAUUUUGUUACCGCUCUAAGCACCCUGCCAAGUGAUGAGCACUCGGUUGUCGCGAUUGCAGCUCGAGACAAGAGUCGUGCUGAAGAAUUCGCAAAAUUACACGAAAUACCAAACGCUUUUGGAAGUUAUGAAGAAUUAGCCGAAUCAAAAGACAUAGAUGUUGUCUACAUUGGAAGCAUAAACCCACAACAUUUUGAUAUCGGAAUGAUGAUGCUGGAACACGGCAAACACGUCCUAAUUGAAAAACCUCUUUGUAUGAAUGAGAAACAGGCUAAGAAACUCAUAACCUAUGCCGAACGCAAAAAGCUCUUCCUCAUGGAAGCCGUGUGGUCGAGAUUCUUCCCAGCCUAUCAAUAUAUUCGCAAACAAAUUGCCAGCGGAGUUCUAGGCACAAUUGAAGAAGUCAAUGUGUCAUUUGGUUUUGAUUUAAUGGCUGUCGAUAGAGUGCAAAAGAAAGAACUUGGCGGUGGAACAUUGCUCGAUUUAGGAAUUUAUACUAUUCAGCUGUGCCAAUGGGCCUUCCAGGAACCUCCCCUGACUAUCAAAGCCACCGGUGAACUAAAUGCCGAUGGAGUUGAUCUCUCAAUCGAUGGUGAAUUACAUUACUCUGGAUCGAGAGUGGCUAAGAUUCAAACAAGUGCGAAGAAGUUACUCGAAAACAAAGCCAUCAUCAAAGGUUCCAAAGGACAGAUUACACUUCCAAAUUUCUGGUGUCCAACUAGCAUCAUUGAUAUUGAUGGCAAACAGAAGGAAUGGGUUGUUCCCAAAGGAAAACAAAAGACUAAUUUCCCCAACUCAGAGGGACUACGCUAUGAAGCGGAAGAAGUUCGAAAGUGUAUCCUAGAUGGAAAACUACAAAGCGAACAUAUGAAUCAUAAUGAGAGUUUAUUGGUGGCUCGUAUUGAGGAUUCGAUAAGAAAAGAAAUUGGAGUUGUGUAUCCCGAAGACGAAUAAAGUAAAGAAGUGAACUAUUUUAAUUUUGUUUGCAUACAUUUUUCCACUUUGUGAGUGAAAUUUGUUAGUUUAAUGUGUUUUUUUUAAUAAUUGGAAUAAAAGUAAAUAAAAAAGAAAUUUAA
Messenger RNA from Eupeodes corollae, 1259 nucleotides. RefSeq names its product trans-1,2-dihydrobenzene-1,2-diol dehydrogenase-like. Gene Ontology annotation, molecular function: nucleotide binding. The record is from RefSeq and is a predicted model, not a curated record. NCBI's taxonomy places the organism in Eukaryota, Metazoa, Arthropoda, Insecta, Diptera, Syrphidae. The transcript has 5 exons. Bases 136 to 1137 code for a protein of 333 amino acids.